Molecule: messenger RNA, 6259 nt
Organism: Protopterus annectens (West African lungfish)
Lineage: Eukaryota; Metazoa; Chordata; Ceratodontiformes; Protopteridae
Gene: CTTNBP2
Product: cortactin binding protein 2
Exons: 23
Coding region: 355-5280 (1641 amino acids)
Biological process (GO): regulation of synapse organization
Cellular component (GO): glutamatergic synapse
Molecular function (GO): protein binding
Source: RefSeq, a predicted model, not a curated record
GAGUGAAUGAUGUACACAUAUCUCAUGCUAGUAGUCAUUUGGGAAGUAUGGUGGCAAUAACAGCAGAAAAAAAGGAGUGAGACCUAGUGACAGCAUGUCUGUGAUGCCAUGGGGCGCCAGUCUCGCCCAUCUGUGGAGAGCCCCGGGUAACCCUGUGGUGCUUCAGUGUGUUAAACAGGACACCCAGCAUGUAGGAGAAAAUGUCAGUGGGUUCCGACGCAGGAUCCCAGUACAUGGAGACUGGCUUCUUUUCAUGGCUGAAGCUCAGCAUGUAAACAGUUAAUCCCGAGUGCAGUGGGCUUGGUUUGCUUCUAGGAUUUCUGCCUCCGAGUGUUGAACCGCUACAGAAGGAAGAUGGCGACGGAGGGAGCGAGUGGGGAUGAGUCUCCGAUACAAAUUAUAGCGACGUCGAGCCAUGGAAGCCCUGACAGGAAAAGCGAUUUUGACAUGGAUAACUUAAGCAGACCAGAACUGCUCACACUUCUUAGCAUCAUGGAAGGGGAACUCGAAGCCAGAGAUCUUGUAAUUGAAGCCUUAAGAGCACGAAGGAAAGAGGUGUUUAUCCAGGAGCGAUAUGGAAGAUUUAGUCUUGGAGACCCUUUCCUGGCUUUGCAGAGAGACUAUGAGGCAAGUGCUGGAAUUAAAGAGAAGAAAUCCAUAUGCUCCAGUCCUAUUCAAAUUCUUGAAGCUAUCAUGGCUCAUUGCAAAAAAAUGCAAGAAAGAAUGUCCGCACAACUGGCAGCUGCAGAAAAAAGACAAAAUAAGCUGGAAAUGGAAAAAUCAAGCCUACAAUCUCUUCAGCAAGAGCACAAAAAACUGUCACUUCAGCUUGAAGAAGAACGUACCAAGAAUAAGCAUAUUGUUAUAAUGCUAGUGAAUGAGUGUAAACAACUUGCUAGUAAAAUUGUAGAAGAAACACAGAAAAUGGAAGAAGCCAUGGUAACUUUAGAAGAGGAAAAGAAAAAAACGUGUGAGCUGGAGAAUUCUCUGGUUUCUGAAAAGCAAAAAAGUGCCCAAAUGGAGGCACAGAUGGAAAAACAGCUCUCAGAAUUUGAUACUGAACGGGAACAAUUGCGAGCCAAACUUAGCCGAGAGGAAGUGCGUGCUGCAGACCUCCGGGAAGAACUGAACAAUAUGAAAAAAAUAAUUGAGCAGCUGAAAAUUGAAAAUGAAAUGAAAACAAAACUACCUGUUUCUAAAAUAAAUCAAGACAAGUGCUUUACUUCUGUAGCCGUAGGUACAGAAGUACCAUCUUUACAUUCAUUCGGUUGUCAGACAGAUGCAAUUAUAGUUGACAGUAGUUUUGACAGUGUAAAACGGCCGCUAUUGACUGCACCAGUUAAGCCUUCUACUGUGAAUCCUCUGAUGAUAGGAAACAUAAAAGUUAAUCCAUCUUCAAAUAUGGCAUAUGUGAAACCUUCUUGUCACGACUCUCAUGCUGUCCUACCUACAAUGCAGGUAACGCCACCUAACCAACAUAGGCUGGAAGAAAAUGGAACAAGUAUUGCGUCUUCAUCAGAUUUAAUUAAUUCACCAUAUUUUCCAGCUAGUCCUGUGUUUUGCUCACCUCCAACAUCAGUGACAGCAUCUUCAGCAUUUACUCCAACAGCACACGCAACUUCUCAGAGUUUGCAUUCACCGAGUGCCAGCGGUUCAGCGCAUCCAGUAGUGAGUCCAAGAGUGCAGGCUGCUCGAUACAAAUUUCAAGGCAAUGUUAAUGAGUAUGACCAAAAUGGAACUGGUAGCCAAAGUCCUCCAUCAAGAGAUUUAUCUCCUUCUAAUCGUGAUCAUAUGGCUGCCAAACAAAUUGCACGGAAUACAGUAACACAAGUACUGUCAAGGUUUACUAGUCCUCAGGGAGGUAGUACACUGAGGCCUGGAGUGCCUCAUUCUGGAGAAGGAGGGGCUCAUUCACCAACUGGCACCAGACUAGUUCAUCCACCAGGAACUUCAAAAUCUCCAACAGUGACAAGAGUUGACAGAGGAAAUCCUCCACCCAUUCCCCCCAAAAAACCAGGACUGUCACAGACUCCUUCUCAUCCACAUCCACAGUUAAAAGUUAUCAUGGAAGGGAGUCGUUCUCAAACUGGUGGAUUAAAAAUUGAAAACAAAGUUGUAACGUCUCCUUCUUCUGGUUCUUCUCAAGGAAAUAGGGUAGCAAAUGAAGACAUUAGCUCUAAGCCGGCUCCCUCUAAGUUGCCACCCAAGCCAACUCUUGAUAUACCUGUGGCUUCCACUGGUUGUGCUAUAACAGCCAUGGCCACAUCUCAGGUGGGUGCUUGGCCUCCCUCAUCCCCUGGACUGAACCAGCCUGCAUGCUCCGAAAGUUUCCCUGUCAUUUCUACCACCACCUCCACCACCACCUGUAGCUCCUUCAUAAACCCUGUUAGUGCUUCAUCCUGUAGACCAUGUGAUUCAGACAGCCUUCUGGUAACAGUUUCAGGCUGGUCUUCCUCCCUAACCCCUUCCCUAACAAGUGGUGGUCCUGCCCCCCUGGGUGACAGGCCCACCCUUCUUCAGCAAGCUGCUGCCCAGGGAAAUGUCACUUUAUUAUCAAUGCUGCUUAAUGAAGAAGGAAUGGAUAUUAACUACAUUCAUGAAGACAGUUUUCCUGCUUUGUAUUCUGCUGCUAAGAAUGGACACACAGAUUGUGUGGAGCUGCUUUUGAGUGCAGGGGCACAUGUCGAUGUAACUGAUAAGAAUGGACUUACACCCUUGAGCAUUUCUGCUGCACAUGGGCAUUUCAGAUGUCUAGAGUUACUGAUCGAUCACAAUGCUGAAGUUAACCAUCCUGCUUCUGGAGGACAAACACCUCUCUAUUUUGCCUGUGCAAGUGGGAAUAAUGAAUGUGUACAACUCCUACUGGAAGCUGGAGCACACCGGGAUAUUCUAACUAAUGAUGGAUGGACACCAAUUCAUUCAGCUGCUUAUUUUGGGAAUGCUGACAGCCUCAGACUUCUCAUGCACUAUGGAGCUGUAAAAAACAGUAGUGUCAUUUUAGAGAAUGAAGAUACAGCAUCUGAAGUGGAACCAAUCAUUUCUACUGAGCUCCUGAAUUAUCCUAACAAAGACGGAUGGACUGCGGCCCAUAUGGCAGCAUCAAAGGGCUUUAAGGACUGCUUGGAAAUCUUGUGUGGUCAUAUUGAAUUAGAUACUGAAAGGAGAGAUAACUGGGAUCGUACAAUACAUGACGUGGCUACUGAUGAUUGUAAACAUCUGCUAGAGAAGCUGAAUCAUCAUAAAGUACUUCUGAAAGUUUCACUGUGUGCAGUGGAACAUAUCUGCUGUGGCGUGGAACAGUCGGAAUCUGAAAUUGCAAUUUGCACUUUAAAUAUAUAUAAACAAACAAGCUGGCAUGAUCUCCAUAUGGCUCUGAGUGAUGCAGUAAUGUCCCAUUUCAGGACUGUUUUUGAUGGAUGGGGAACAACAGAGGAAUCAGCCUUUAAUAACACUGCAGAGUCCAACACUGAUCUCACAGGAACCGUUUUUGCAUCAGCCAGAAUAGGAAAUACUUUAUGGUUUCCUGGUACAAACAUGGAAUUUUCUGUGUGGGAUUUGUUGAAGAAAGACAAAGUAGGCUGCAUAACCAUGUUCUUGUCUGGUCUGCAAGAAGGCUGUCCGAGUGGUUUGGCUUAUGCAUCACUGAUCCCCCUUCAGACUCUUCAGAACUACCUCCGACUGGUCGAACAGUAUCAGAAUGUUAUUUUCCAUGGUCCAGAGGGAAGUCUACAAGAUUACAUAGCAUACCACAUAGCUCUCUGUCUAAAGCAAAAGCAGGAAGUGGCUGGAUUCAGCUGUGAAAUAGUUAAAAUUGAAGUUGAUGCUGAGUUCCCAAAAGAGCAACUACUGAAAGUUUUCAUAUGUAGUGGAUUCCUUACAUCAGUAAAACAACUUACUGGGAACAGGAGAGUAAUUGUCAUAUUGCAGAAUCUGGAAAAAGCAUCUUGCCUGUCUGAGUUUUUGGGAGACUUUUUGGCACCUCUAGAGAACCGUGGAGUUGGAAAUUCCUUUACACUGCACCAUGUUCAUGGUGUAUCAGAUGCAUACCAUUUCCAAGAAAACAGCUACUUAAUUGGAACUGUUGCAAAGUCACAUCUGCACGGAUCUGAUUUGCUAGUGCAACAGCACUUCCGCUGGGUUCAGUUAAGAUGGGACAGAGAGCCCAUUCGUAACAUCCUUGAACGACACCUGAAAAGAAAAGUCAUAAAUAAGUUCAAAGGCAAGAUGCCUCCUCCAUCUGAUCCAGUCCUUAAAAUUGUCAAGUGGAUUUGUGCAGUUUGGCAUCAGAUAAAUUCCUGCUUGUCUCGUUUAGGCACACCAGAGGCACUUAUAGGCCCAAAGGAUUUCCUUUCUUGUCCUAUAGUGCCAGGGCAAGUUCAGAUUACCACAAAAUGGAUGACAAGGCUGUGGGAUGCUGUCAUUGCGCCUCGUGUUGAAGAAGCAGUUCUAAGAGCCUCUACAAUGAGAAGCCCUGUACUCGGAAGGUCACCUGUCCAUCUGAAUCUCAGCCAUGGACAGCAGGCACUAGUUAAAGCUGCACUUUGUAUCCUUCUCAACAAAGCAGUUCUACACGGCUGCCCACUUCCCAGACCAGAACUGGAUCUUUAUGCAAAAGAGUUCCAUGGAGGGCAUUUUAAUAUGUCUGUGAUCUCAAACCACAAAUCUGACAGUAAGAAGAAAGGAGAUGGUAGUUCUUGGAGGAAAGCAAGCACAACUCCUCGGAAGAAACUCAAGGGCUUACAGUCAUGGAAUUCCCAAGAGAAGCACAAUGAAGAUGCAAAUCCAACAAUGGACUUCCAGAAGCACUGCAAGAAGAUCAUGUCAAUGAAACAAACAAAUGUAGAUGUUCACCAUCCAAGGGUAAUGGACUUGAAGCGGACAUUAUCUGUAGACUCAGAUGAUGAUAUUGACCUAAUUGAAGAAUUACAUAGUAUGUGUUCCAGUAAAUCAGAGCCUGAUAUUAGCAAGAUUGCAAAUGCCAGCAAUGACUUUCUAAUGGUCUCAGACCCUCAAAAUGGUUCCAUGCUCUCAGGAAAACAUGAAAAUGCAUCUUCAUCUGUUAUGCUACAGCAGAGUGGCGUGUGUCCUCCUAGUAGUUGUGAAGUGACAACAUCUAACAAGAGCAGAAUUUUAAAUGCAUCCAGCUCUGUUAGGGUGAAGUCCCAUCUUCCUGUACCCCUGACGAAAUCCAAGCAGCACCAGAAUGUGAUACGCAGAAGAAUUAAUAGCAGCAGUAAUACAAGGCAGAAUGAGAUAAAUAACAAUGCAGAAGACAUUUGACACUUGCACAACAAUGUAAAUCACGAGAAUCCCAAUGCAUACAGCUGCCUAAAAUUUCAGAACACUUUUUUCUUCAUCUACACGUUGUACAAAGAAAUUAAAAUAUUUGAAUAUGUAAUUAUAUUAAGUAAUUAUUCCCCUGUAUUAUACUGUAUAUUUGGGACCACAGUUUACUUUUGUAUUAAAUAUUCAGAUGUUUUUGCUAAGAAUAUAUAUCUAUUUUUGUUUUUUUUUUUUUUGGUUUGUUUUGACUAAAUGGCAAGGAAUGUUCAGUUUUGCCAAAAUAUCUUAUGUAAAUGACUUAUUGCGUGAUGAAGUAAUAGUAAACAUUUUGUUAGUGAUUGUGUGCAGAAUGAAUACCAGAUACCUGUAUAUACAGACCUGUAUAUACUGUGUGCAUAUAUAGCUAUAUAUAAAUAUGUAAAUGUAUAUAUACAUACAUUUUAACUAAAUGACACUUAGGGAGUCUGUUGUACACACAGAGUUUAGUGUGACGUUUGUGUGUACAACACUGAUGUAAUACUGAUGUAUAUAAUACCGUUUGUAUUAUUAAGAAGGUGUUUCAUUUAUCUUCACUUGUUACAAAGUGAAUGGAUUGUGGCAAUAAAUAACACAGAGUUGAAAACAUAGAACUUUUCUUUCAAAUAUUACAAGCCAUAAUAAACAUUUUGAUUAUCUGCCGUCUACUUAAUUUACGGUUAGCUCUUGCAGUUCACCGGUUAAGUGAAAGUGCACUUUUUUCCUGCUCUGGCUGACCUUUUUCUUUCAACUCUGUAUAUCACUUCCACUAACUUAGAAUCUAUUAUAUAUUUUAUGUAUGUGUGUAACACACAGUGGCCAGGUAAUGUAUUUUCUUCUGAUUCAGUUUAUUAAGAUGACUGACACAUUUCCUGAGCACUGCAUACUUUUUGAUGUCUUUGAUUUUUUUUUUUGUUUUUGUUUUUUGCUGUUGUUUAGAAUAUUAAAAUUAUUUGUUUUU